Messenger RNA from Clonostachys rhizophaga, 1377 nucleotides. The record is from the annotation of a GenBank genome assembly. NCBI's taxonomy places the organism in Eukaryota, Fungi, Ascomycota, Sordariomycetes, Hypocreales, Bionectriaceae.
AUGGCCGGUCCAUAUUCAAGUCUGCCUCGUCACGACCUGACAAGCACCAAAUCUGGGUCGUCGAUGACACAGGGGCUGGAACCCAGCAUUCAUUCAUCAGGCGACGAUGUACCCAGUAUCACCGAGCGCGUGGCGACCGUCGGGCUUACAAAAAAAGGAAAACGCAUCGCUCCGUCCCCAAACGCGAGACUGAGGAAUAGCCUCCUAGGCACGCUGGGCUUGUUGGAGUUGGCCAAUGCUGCCGACUUUGCCGCGAAUGUCUGGAACGAUAUACCUGUUCCGACCUACGUUAUCGUCUUGAUGGCUUGUGGAGGAGCUCUCGCCCUUAUUCUCACUGUGCCGGCAAUCAUGGAUGCCAGGCGCAGCUGGAAUAACAUAUGCUUCUUACGCGAGCACCGGCGGCGGCUCAGAAACGAGAUGCGAGAGCGCUUGGGUGAUUCAUUACCUUCCUACGACAUAGAUGCAAUUCGAGAUGUUCUCCACCGCGAGACUGGCAGCGAGAUUAUCAACCGGUUUGGCAUGAAUGUUGUGAUGGGUACGGGGGCCUUGAUCAUCGGUGUUGGUACUCUCAUGGCUAUUUGGGGCGCCAAUCACUCCGUUUGGCUUGCAAGUAAUAUUCUAUCGGGAUAUCUUGGGAAUGCCCCGGUCGCUCUCUACGGCCUGGUUAACUCGGUCUGGUGCUUCCACCUUUUCAGAAAGGCACAAGAACAUAAGCGCGUGACAGCGGAGAAGCUCGAGGGUCACACCGUCUUAGAUCAACUGCAUCGACGCUUUCUCAGCACCCAGAUUUACGCUGCUGCUAGUGGCUUGACUACGCUACUCGGUGGUGUAGGCGGAAUGAUGACCCCGACACUUUGGAUGGGUUAUGUGGUACUUAUUCCUGUCAUCAUUUCAUCCUUUGCCUGUAGCUUUUGGUGGAAGAAGCGGUUGGCAUAUAACCGGCCGUUCACCGGACGUACCUUGGGCCUAGAGGAGAGCUCCAUCAUCCUUGAAUUGGAGUACAUUCCAAAAGUGCAAGCGAAACUGGUAGCUGGAAAGGGUGUCGAUCAGAUUGUCAAUGAUCCUCACUGUUUGGUUGCACUCCUCGAUUUUAUCACGCACAAUGACAUGUUCGAAGACUUCGUUAUUUCCCUGGCAGGAGACCAAUCGAUUUCAGACGUUCUCUUUACCUUGUCCGCGGGGCCACUUGAAAUUACAAGGACAGCCUUGCUAGAAUUGCCGCCGAAGCUACAUCCAGCAGUUGUCGACAGUGCACGGACAUUCAUCAAUGGCUACACUUUUCAAUGCUGUGUAUACCGAGAACGUUAUUUAUGCGAUCUUCUAGGGAGCUUUAUUCUUGGAAAUAAGGAUAAGAGUACGGUAAUAGAAAAAAGAUAA